Messenger RNA from Thyridium curvatum, 1302 nucleotides. RefSeq lists its product as uncharacterized. The record is from RefSeq and is a predicted model, not a curated record. Gene Ontology annotation, cellular component: cyclin-dependent protein kinase holoenzyme complex; nucleus. The coding region runs from base 1 to 1302 and encodes 433 amino acids. Gene Ontology annotation, biological process: regulation of cyclin-dependent protein serine/threonine kinase activity. The transcript has a single exon. Gene Ontology annotation, molecular function: cyclin-dependent protein serine/threonine kinase regulator activity; protein kinase binding. Lineage: Eukaryota; Fungi; Ascomycota; Sordariomycetes; Thyridiales; Thyridiaceae.
AUGGCGGAGGGCGACCCUCCUCCUCCUCCUCCUCCUCCUCCUCCUCCUCCCCAAGAACAGCAAUCCGACAAUGGCCCCGACGGCAGCGCUCCCCCGAGCCACGCGACGACGCCUCCUCCCCCUCCCGUGCCGGCCUCCGACCCCCGCCUGAACCCGCAGACCCCCGUCACGCCCGACAACGACCCCGCCGCCUCGCCGCAGCUCGCCGCCCAGGGCGACGACAUCUUCGAGGUCUCGCCCGUCGCGGCCCUCAAGCUGCUCGGCGCCGAGAUCGAGGCCCUCGUCCGCCUGACCGGCGACAUCCCCCCGACGCCGCCCUCGUCGACGUCCUACAUGCCCAACAUGCGCGGCAUGCAGGCCGAGAAGGAGAACAUCGUGCGCUCGCACAGCGAGAAGAACCUCGCGAGGCUGAUGGAGCGCGCCGCCGCUGCCGACGCCGGUGGUGGUGGUGGUGGUGGUGGUGGCCUGCCGGGCUCGCCCCUCGCGCGGUCGCCGAGCAGGAGAUCCCCCCAGAAGUCGCCGCAGAGGAGGUCGCCCCAGCGGUCGCCGACGCGCUCGCCCAGGAGGAGGUCGCCGCGCAAGUCGCCGCUCAAAACCGACGGCGGCGGCAUGGGUCUGGAGAUCAAGCCCAUGCGCCCGCCGCUGCUGCUCAAGAACUCGCAGCCGAGCCUGCCCGCCAUCGACGGCGUGCAGCUCCGGCCCUCGGCGGCGGCCGCCACCGGCGCUCAGGACCUCGCCUCCCCGAACCCUUCGGCGGCGGCGGCGGCGGCGCUGACGCCGACCUCGACGCCGGAGCCGUACAUCGUCAUCGGCGCCGACUCGCAGCCGCUGAACCUGCAGCACUCGGCCAUCACGCGCAAGUUCUACAGCAAGAAGCCGCCGCCCAUCGGCAUCGGCGACUACCUGCUGCGCAUCCACCGCUUCUGCCCCAUGAGCACGGCCGUCUACCUCGCCACGGGCCUCUACAUCCACCGCCUCGCCGUCACGGAGCGCGCCGUCGCCGUCACGCGCCGCAACGCGCACCGCCUGCUGCUCGCCGGGCUGCGCGUCGCCAUGAAGGCCCUCGAGGACCUGAGCUACCCGCACGCCAAGAUCGCCAAGGUCGGCGGCGUGAGCGACGCCGAGCUCGCGCGCCUCGAGAUCAGCUUCUGCUUCCUGACGGGCUUCGAGCUCGUCGUCCGCGAGGAGGAGAUGAGGGCGCACUGGGUGCGGAUGCGGAGGGAGAGCCUCGCCGGCCGCCUGGACGGGCCGCCUGUGCUUGGGGAGCUGAGGCUGGAGAGGAGGCCGAAGAAUGAGGGUUGA